UGCCAUCAACAUCGAUAAGGGCAGGAAAUACUAUCAGAUGGGACCAGAUGAAGCCAUUCCCAAAAGGCAUUCCCGCAAAUAAAAUGUGGGAGGAAUGGACAAAGUACAUUGAGAACUUUGAGAUAGCCGCCUCCCUCUCAAAUGCAUAUGAUCCUGUACGUCGUUCGCAGUUGUUAUUCCUCUCCAUGGGCGGAGAGCUACAGAGCAUCGUUCGCGCAGCAAGGUUGAGACCCAACUUGAAAGACGAGAAUUGCUAUGCAAUUUUUACUGGCAACAUAGAAGGUCAUCUUCGAUCUAUGACAGACACUGCGGCUGAACACCAAGCGUUUUCAUGUAUGCAACAGGAAAGAGAAGAAUCCAUAGUCAACUUCCAUGCCAGGUUGAUGGAAAAAUACGUCUUUGCCACUACAGUGCCAAUGAUCAGGAACGGUUUGUCCGAGCACAAUUGCUCAAGGGCAUGUCUAACAGAGAGCUUGCAAGAACCGCGAGAACGUUCGGCCAUGAAACAAAUUUUAUUGUUCAGUCUGCCACCAGAGACGAGGCAUUUCAGAUGGAGGAAGCUCGGAACAAGACCACACAGGACGUGAUGAUAAAUCAAGUUCGCAGACAACUACCCAGUGCACCAUUUAAGCGGCGUGGUGGACAGGAUUCAAGUUUUGGUCAUCGCAACAAGCAACAACGUUUGAAUAUAAGUUAUCCUAACAGUCGUCGUGAUCGCUGUUCCCGAUGCAAUCGAUGGGCCCAUUGGAACCGACCAUGUCCAGCAUUGAAGCUGAAAUGCAAUACUUGUGGUUCUACUGGCCACUUUGCGGCCGCUUGUCGACAGAAUCGUAUCAAUAUCAUUCAAGACAAUCCGGAACAACAGGAAGUUACAGUUGAAACAAAAUUGGAAGAGCUGAAUGCGCUUUCCCUUGAAGACGUGCUCAUAGAUUGUCGUUUGGGUUCAACUGUUAUCAAGUUCCUCGACGAUUCGGGAGCGGACGUUAACGUCAUCGGAGGGGCCGAUUGGAGUAACCUGAGAAAAUACUAUGAUGCAGGACUAACGAAGUUGACGCCAACUAUAGUUGAAAAGGGAAGAGGAUUGCAAGCCUACGCUACCAGUGUUCCUAAGAUUAUCGAUUUUUCUUUCCGAGCGGAAAUAGAAUCAGCAGCAAGUUCAAUCACAGCUGACUUUAUGGUGGUACAAAAAGGGAAACGGUCGCUCUUGGGAAGGUCAACAGCAAGUGACCUUAAGCUCUUAUUCAUUGGCUCACAAAUCAACGACUGUCGAGAGACUCAAGUUGACAUUUUUCCCAAAAUGCCAGGCGUCAGUGUUAAGUUUAGUGUCGACACUUCUGUCCCACCUACUAAGAAUGCAUAUUACAACAUUCCGGCUGCCUAUCGCGAAGGAGCUCGUCAUCGCCUGCAAGAAAUGCAAGAUAGCGGAAUAAUCGUAAGGGUAACAACAGCUCCUGGCAGGAUCGCCAAUGUAAUACCCAAUCCGGGAAGCGGAUACCUGCUAAUCUAA
Molecule: messenger RNA, 1507 nt
Organism: Armigeres subalbatus
Lineage: Eukaryota; Metazoa; Arthropoda; Insecta; Diptera; Culicidae
Exons: 2
Coding region: 332-1507 (391 amino acids)
Biological process (GO): proteolysis
Molecular function (GO): zinc ion binding; nucleic acid binding; aspartic-type endopeptidase activity
Source: RefSeq, a predicted model, not a curated record